AUGACGUGGUCUCGCCUCAGCAGCUUCCCCAGCAGCAGCGACGCCAACUCCUCAGCAGGGCGGCAGCAGAAGGACGCGGGAAGACGCGUGUAUGAGGCGCCGCCAGAGUUGCCCCGUGAGGGGCUGGAGGCGCAACCUUGGGGGAAGCUACGGGCGCAGGCUUGGGCACAGGUACGGGGGCCGGCGGAGGGAGGGGAGGCGGAGGGAAGGGAGGCGGAGGGGAGGGAGGCGGAGGGGAGGGGAGUGGGGAGAGGAGAGAGGGUGGGAGAGUGGGGCGAGGAGGAGAGGGAGGCGGCGUGUGGGGUAGGAGUUGAAGGUGGGAUGGGGAGAGGCGUGAUCUGGCGAGGAGUGGGGGGAGAAAGGAACGUGGGGGAGGAGGAGGAGGAGGAGGAGGAGGAGGAGGAGGAGGAGGAGGAGGAGGAGGAGGAGGAGGAGGAGGAGGAGAAUGAGGGAGGGACGCAGCAAGGAGACUCUCUCGUGCCUUUCUUCUUCUGCUCCGCAGCUUCGCCAGAGCUCCGCCUCUCACUGCCACAACUCCUGUCAACCCCGCUCGAUGGAACCUCAGCUUCCCACUGCGUUGUCAGGGCCAGCGCUGCUGCCACCUGCACACACGCAAGAGAAGACAGCGUGAACAAGGCUCUAAGCUCUAGACUUCUCGGUAGAGCCUUGAAGAAAGCUUUGCCCGAACUGUCCGGUGCAGAUGUCUACCGCCGCCUCUCACGCAUCCACAGCCGGCCUCUGCACGACAUGGAUAUGGGCAUCCAGCCGUCUUACGGCGGGGAUCAGUACCGGCGGGACAUGUGGAGUUUGGCUUGCCAGGCUGGCCAACGACAACUGCUGGAGAGUUUACGGAUCAAGGGUGUGGUUCUCCCGCCGCAACAUCAGUCGGACGACGACCGAGACGAUGACGUGAUAGAGUUGGACGGCGACGUCGAGACAAAGGUGAAGGAAUUGGUCGCGUCCGACAACAUGCACGGGGCGCAGAUCGAUAGCGCCCUCAAGGAUUUCGAAGACCUGAAGGACCAGCUAUUCACAUGGGGUACGAGUCACGAUGCGCUGUUGGACACUGUGUCACAACUCAAAAAGGGGUUCGAAAUGCUAGCGGCUAGAAUCGGGUGUGAUACGCAGGGUCUGGACCGAACCGACGAGGCUGGUGCAUCGGGUGGUGGUGCAGCACGAACGGUCCAACAGCCUAACAUCGAGACUGGAGAGGCAGCAGAUACGGGAAACAUGCCUACAUCAUUGCCCGCCACUUUCACCUGGCCUGCAGCACAGUGUCACCAGUCCAUGUUCACCGGCCGCCUCCUGGACAGUGGGGGAAUGUGCAAAACAGGACGUUGCCCACGCAGGAUACCGGGUGCGGGAGUUGCAACGGCGGGCGGGAUCUCGGGAGCGUGCGUGUCAACAGCUGGCCCGCGCCCGGGUGUAGGAUUUGCACCAGCAAGCGAGAUGCCAGGUGCGGGAGUGGCAACAGAAGGCGGGAUACCGGGUGCGGGAGUUGCAACGGCAGGCGGGAUCCCGGGAGCAUGCGUGUCAACAGCUGGCCCGCGCCCGGGUGCGGGAGUCGCACCAGCAAGCGAGAAGCCGGGUGCGGGAGUGGCAACAGCAGGCGGGAUACCGGGUGCGGGAGUUGCACCAGCAAGCGAGAUGCCGGGUUCGGGAGUUGUUACAGCAGGCGUGAUCCCGGGUGCGGGAGUUGCAACAGCGGGGGGGAUCCCGGGAGCGUGCGUGUCAUUAGCAGGCGGGUGCCCGGGUGCGGGAGUUGCACCAGCAAGCGAGAUGCCGGGUGCGGGAGUAGCAACAGCAGGCGGGAUCCCGGGUGCGGGAGUUGCAACUGCAAGCGAGAUGAUGGGUGCGGCCGUUGCAACAGCAGGCGGGAUCCCGGGUGCGGGAGUUUUACCAGAUGGCAGGAUCCCAGGUGUGGGAGUUGCUUCAGCAGGCGGGAUCCCGGUUGCAGGAGUUGCAACAUCAGGGUUGCUCCCGGGUGUGGGAGUUGCAACAGAAGGCGUGAUCCCGGGUGUCGGCGUGUCAAUAGCAGGCGGGCGCGAGGGUGAGGGAGUUGCAACAGCUGGCGGGAUGCCGGUUGCGGGAGUGGCGACAGCAUCGAGCAACCCACCUGCCGUUGUUGCAACAGCAUUGGGGUUCCCAGCUAGCAUAGUAGUAAUUCCUGUAGGUGCAACCAGGGUAGCGUAA
Closterium sp. Naga37s-1 is the source of this 2193-nucleotide messenger RNA. Lineage: Eukaryota; Viridiplantae; Streptophyta; Zygnematophyceae; Desmidiales; Closteriaceae. The record is from the annotation of a GenBank genome assembly.